AUGAGAGGGUCCAACUCUCCUCGAGGGUUGAGCAGCCCUAGUUCCACUGAUUGGGCGGCUUCUCCCAAUGGGUCACCAGACACGAAACUCACUGCAUUCUCGCCAGAAGAUGUGCGAUCCAAAGCGUUUUCCGAUUCAAGUGCCUGUGGUCCACUCGAUGAUUGGACUGGCUUCAAACAGAUCUUCUCGACAACUUCUUCAGACCCGUUUCUUGUCUCAACCAACGUGUCAAAUCGGCCACAGCUUUCUCCAACAGCUGCAAGCUUCACACCAAUUGGGGUGACUGAUGCCGUGGGCGCCAACCUAGUUCAUUUAAAGGCCCAAGACCAAUCUUCCAGUGAGAUCUGCUUCUCGGCUAGUUCUAAUGUUGACCCUGGGGCGGCCGAAGCCCUACCAAAUAGCUGCCCCGAGAGGUCUGUGCCAGCUUAUGGAGUCAUUGGAAGUGAUAGAAUCCGUAGGGAAUACCUCUCCCUUACUCCGACCCGGAGCAAGUAUGAGCCAGAAGGACCCCUUCGGGCUUUACUUAUAGAGAAUGUUCCAACUAACCUAACGUAUAUGUCACUUGCUGGGUUUUUCAACCGUCGUGAAUUCACUUCCCUCAGAGGUCCUAUACUUUCCGAACUAAGCUCCAUGGGCAAGGUAUAUGUUUCCUUCAGCGACUGUCGUGAAACCAAGAAGGCAAUUGAAAAGGUCCGCCUCCUCCGACCAGAAUGGCGGGUCUUCUCUCUCACUCCCAAAGAGUACGUACAACAUCUAGACCCAGCUCUUCUUUCGCAGACCUCGGAUUACGAGGGCCAGCUGCUCGCCACUAUUUAUUACGACAGUCGAAACCCGAAGUUAAAUCAACGUACAGUGGCCCGAUCGUUUGAGACACUUGCUAUGACUUUCGGAGAUAUAAAGACCUUUACCGCAUCACCUUCUGGCCAGGCAAACAUCGCCGAGUUCCACAUAGAGUAUUUCAACAUUCGUGAUGCCGAAAAUGUUAUGACAACACUUAAUGGCACCUCCGUGGACGAUUGCGUUGUUGAGGUUUCGUUAUUUAGGCCAGAUGUGGAGAGUGAAACACACCAGUCUCCCCACAGCCCGUGCUCCAUGAAAGGGAAUGUGUCCUGCCUUGAUGCUCCUCAUCAAGAAGAUGCAUCGUGGACCUCACCCCAGCCCAAUCAUGCUCCUUACAUGGAACUAAGCCCUACAGGUCGCUCAACAAUCCCGCCAGGUGAACAUGCUGGAUUGAUGGAUUGGAUGACCCGAGCAGGCGAAAGAAUUUUGACGUCUCCCCGCCGCGAACUUACACGCUAUCCCGAUUUACGUCUGAGCAACCAGAAUGCGGUAGAUAUCGAGCGCAUUCGUCUUGGUUUAGAUGUGCGCACCACUAUCAUGCUGCGGAACAUCCCCAACAAGAUUGACCAGGCUAUGCUCAAGGCUAUUGUCGAUGAGACAAGCGCCGGAAAAUAUGACUUCAUGUAUUUGCGUAUCGUGUUGGCUAUGCUUUCAUCAACUUCGAGGAUGUAUAAUCCACAGGGCCAGUACGUAAUGAUUUUAACAAGGCGUAUAGGAACUGUUUUAACAGCGAUAAGGUCGCAGAGGUCUCAUACGCAAGGGAAGGAUUGCCUUGUACAAAAGUUCCGCAAUAGCUCCGUAAUGCUUGAGCACCCAUCAUUUCGCCCCAAGAUCUUUCACACUGGCGCUGGGCCUCUUGCGGGGACGGAGGAUCGCUUUCCUGGUCCAGAUAACCCAUCGAAGAUGCGUCGCAGUAUCGAGAACGCGGAACAUGUUGGUUUGUUCGCCCCACGAGUUGGACAGCAGUAUCGAGACGAGCAACGUCGUCGCCGUUCCCAAUUUGAUCGUGGAACAACUGCUGCUGAGCGUGAAAUAGUAUAUGUUCGGACUCUCGCUCCUCGGCGCCCUGUAGGUGCAGUCGGUAAUGGUUUGAAAAGCGCUCCUUGCACCUACCCUGGGAUGAAAAUGUGGUAUGAUUCGGAUAUCUCUGACCAAGGCCCCAAGACAUCCUAG
This is a messenger RNA of Aspergillus versicolor CBS 583.65, 2013 nucleotides long. RefSeq names its product putative meiosis protein MEI2. NCBI's taxonomy places the organism in Eukaryota, Fungi, Ascomycota, Eurotiomycetes, Eurotiales, Aspergillaceae. Bases 1 to 2013 code for a protein of 670 amino acids. The transcript has 11 exons. The record is from RefSeq and is a predicted model, not a curated record.